AUGGCUGCCAGGGCUUUAGAAGCGCGCUUCCAGCGCAUGUCGGUCAACGAUGAGAACGACCCCGGCGAUGCCAGCAAGCUGUACCAGAAGUCCAAGGCCACCGUUACCGCUACGCAGUUGACUCAUAGCACCAGCCGGCCGAACCUGUACAAAGUCGCCUUACAAACCCAGAAUACCAACACUGUCACAGCCGUCACUCUUCCCUCACAACAAGCCCAAUUGAAGGGCUCGCAACCUUCUUCCCCGGCACGGAAACCCCUGCCUGGCUCUCGGUCAUCUGUCGAAGUCGUCGAGGAGCGCAAGUCGGUCGUGCUGAUCGAGCAGCCCACGAUCAAGCAGUUCCAUCUUGGCAUGUUCGAGAUCGGCAGGCCGCUGGGUAAGGGCAAGUUCGGACGUGUGUACCUGGCAAGGGAGCGCAGCAAUGGCUUCAUCUGCGCCCUAAAGGUGCUGCACAAGAACGAGCUCCAGCAGGGCCGCGUCGAGAAGCAGGUGCGCCGCGAGAUCGAAAUCCAGAGCAACCUGCGCCACCCCAACAUCCUGCAGCUGUACGGCCACUUCCACGACAGCAAGCGGGUCUUCCUGAUCCUCGAGUUCGCCGGGAAGGGUGAGUUGUACAAGCAUCUGCGCAAGGAGAACCGCUUCCCCGAGUGGAAGGCCGCCCAGUACGUUGCCCAGAUGGCCAGCGCCUUGAGGUACCUGCACCGCAAGCACGUCAUUCAUCGGGAUAUUAAGCCCGAGAACAUCCUUGUCGGCAUCCAUGGCGAGCUCAAGGUCUCGGAUUUCGGCUGGAGUGUGCAUGCGCCGAACAACAGGAGAGCGACCAUGUGUGGAACACUAGACUACCUGCCUCCGGAGAUGAUCAAGCCCGGCAGCAAGGAUAACUACUACGACGAAAAGGUCGAUCUGUGGUCGCUAGGCGUCUUGACAUAUGAGUUUCUGGUGGGUGAAGCUCCUUUCGAGGACACGCCCGUCAUGACGCAAAGGAGGAUUGCCAGGGCAGACAUGACGAUUCCUUCGUUUGUAAGCCCCGAGGCCAGGGAUCUGAUCAAGAAGUUGCUUGUCCUUGACCCCGAGAAGAGAAUACCGCUGGACCAGGUCCAGCAACACCCGUGGAUCAUCAAGCAUUGCCUCAAGGGUGAGCGUGCGGCAAACCGUGAGAAGGGAGUAUAA
Molecule: messenger RNA, 1170 nt
Organism: Neoarthrinium moseri
Lineage: Eukaryota; Fungi; Ascomycota; Sordariomycetes; Amphisphaeriales; Apiosporaceae
Exons: 3
Coding region: 1-1170 (389 amino acids)
Biological process (GO): regulation of cytokinesis; mitotic spindle organization; protein phosphorylation
Cellular component (GO): chromosome passenger complex; spindle pole centrosome; spindle microtubule
Molecular function (GO): protein kinase activity; ATP binding
Source: RefSeq, a predicted model, not a curated record